UAGUACGAGAUUGCAAAGGUCAUCAUGGAGGAACUCAAACAAAAUGCCACUCACUUCCGAGAGAACGUAAUGGCCAAGGUGGAGACUCUGAAGAUAAAGGCCAACGAGAAGUGGACUGAACUGCUGGAGAAGAUCACAGAAAUCAAACAGAACUGGCCAGAAACCUACAAAAAGAUCAAGGCUGACAUCGAGGACCUCAAGCUUCAACUUGAGACCAAGCUGUCUGAAUACAUCACCAAAGUCCUUACGGUUCUCCAAGAGCUCCGUAUUCCUGUUGAAAUGCUUCCACUGGAACACAUCAGGAUUUACAGCCCCUGGACAUACACAGCCAUGAUCUUUGGUGAGAACCAUGUCAUGACCUUUGAUGGCAAGGUGUACAGUGUUCCCGCCUACGCCAACGAACAGCAAACAUACGUCCUGGCUCAUGACUACGUAGAUCGUAACUUCACACUCUUGGUCCAGAAGAAACGCAUUACCCUUGUUGUCCGCAACAUGAGCGUUGCAAUUGAUGACGAGAAUGUUGUCCAUAUAAUGGAUUGCCAACACUGCAGGAACUACCCUACCAGACACGAGUCAGUAAGGAAUUGACCAUUAUGGCCAAGGGGCCAUGGGUGAAUGUGACAUCAACCAAGGGCAUGGCUCUCUCCUGCCAUGUUGACCAGUUCUUAUGCAUCUUCCAUCUGAGUGGCUGGUACCAUGGCAAAUCUCGUGGACUCCUGGGCAACCUCGACACAGAGUAUCACAACGACUUCAUUCUGCCAGAGGGCGGUAUUACAACUGAUGUUGCAGAGUUCAUUUCAGCAUAUGAUGUCUCUCCAAUUGACACGCCAAGAAACGUUAUUCCAUCUCGAUUCGGAUCCUGUCGAUCAACCGUUGAGAAAUGCAGAGAGAUGUUCCUUGAUGAAGACUCA
Messenger RNA from Strongylocentrotus purpuratus (purple sea urchin), 911 nucleotides. RefSeq lists its product as uncharacterized. The record is from RefSeq and is a predicted model, not a curated record. Lineage: Eukaryota; Metazoa; Echinodermata; Echinoidea; Camarodonta; Strongylocentrotidae. The transcript is spliced from 2 exons. The coding region runs from base 25 to 588 and encodes 187 amino acids.